UUUUUCUUUUUGCCUAUCCCAGAGUCUCUUUAACCCCUUCCUGCAGGUGCCUCCCGGACCCUUUAAGAGUUUCAGACACCGGGAGGUGGCGCGGGGUUUAGGGAUCAUGUGACCGCCGUGACGCGUCUUCACGGUGGUCACAUGAUUGGGAAAGGUCCCGAUCGAAAGAGCAGACCGGGACCUUUCCGUGAGUACCGGACAUGUGUGCUGGGAGCGCAAAGGGCGUGCGCUCUCAGCACAUACGUUUUUUCUUACAUUAACGCAAAUGUGCGGCCGCUCAGCGUCUAGGCCCAGACGCCAGGAGGCCGCACAUUUGUGUGCGGCCGGCGUAA
Messenger RNA from Staurois parvus, 332 nucleotides. Lineage: Eukaryota; Metazoa; Chordata; Amphibia; Anura; Ranidae. The record is from the annotation of a GenBank genome assembly.